Messenger RNA from Limulus polyphemus (Atlantic horseshoe crab), 3173 nucleotides. Its product is annotated as elongation of very long chain fatty acids protein AAEL008004-like. Gene Ontology annotation, cellular component: endoplasmic reticulum membrane. Gene Ontology annotation, biological process: fatty acid elongation, saturated fatty acid; sphingolipid biosynthetic process; fatty acid elongation, monounsaturated fatty acid. The transcript has 13 exons. The record is from RefSeq and is a predicted model, not a curated record. The coding region runs from base 81 to 1580 and encodes 499 amino acids. NCBI's taxonomy places the organism in Eukaryota, Metazoa, Arthropoda, Merostomata, Xiphosura, Limulidae. Gene Ontology annotation, molecular function: fatty acid elongase activity.
AGAAGCAAGCUAGAAGAGAUCAGUCUGGACACUUCAUGGAACACUUCUUAUAGAGAAACAAGGAAUCAUAUUAAACAGAAAUGCUGAAGGUACUGGACUCAUUGCGAGACUCUUAUACCAGGAUUCUUGAUGCAGGAGAUCCCAGAGUUGGAGACUGGCCUCUUAUGCAGAGCCCAUGGCCUACACUUACGCUUGUCUUCUGCUACGUGUACUUCGUGAAAGUUGUUGGCCCUGCUUGGAUGAAGGAUAGAAAACCUUUUUACCUUAGAAAACUGAUGGUGGUCUACAACUUUACCAUGGUUGUCGUUAACGCCUGGCUUUUCAUACAGUUAGGGAGGCUAGGAUGGUUCAACGAGUAUAACUGGAGAUGUCAGCCUGUGGAUUAUUCUGAUAACCCCGAGGCUUUGCAGAUGGCGUCAAUCGGAUGGUGGUACUUUGCAACAAGAUUUGUAGAAUUCGCUGAUACGAAUGGGUCUUAUCGUAUUGUAAAAUUUCCACCAGACAUCUAUGUUGAACUUCUUGGUUAUGUGUUUGAGUUUUUCACUGACAUAUCUAAGUCAAAAACCAGUGUUGUUGGGCACCUGCAACUUCAAUCCAGAAUAAACUUCUCAACAAAAGAUCAAGAAGGCUUGACCAUGAUUCUCUUUAUAAAACACAAUCCAAUCACUUUAUACGAAUGGAUGAUGUCAAAAAGCGAUCCUCGUACAAACGGAUGGCCUCUUCUAGGUUCACCUUUCCCAAUGUUAACAAUAAUCGCGAGUUAUGUUUACUUCGUCAAAGUUCUUGGCCCUGUGUGGAUGAAGAACCGAAAACCUUUCCAGAUAGAAAAUAUCAUUAUUGCAUAUAACGUCGUCCAAGUCAUACUCAGUGGCUUCUUUUUCUUUUAUGGCGGUAGUUUAACUUACUUAUCGGGCAACUACAACUGGCUUUGCCAACCCAUAAAUUAUGCAACGGAUCCUGAGGCUAUAACACUGGUAAAACUGGGCUGGUGGUAUCUCCUCCUGAAAAUUGCUGAAUUUCUUGAUACUAUCUUCUUUGUCUUGAGAAAGAAAUUCACCCACAUAUCAGCUCUUCACGUCUUACAUCACUCUCUGGUGGCCUGGGGUAUCUGGAUCGGCAUGAAAUUUGGUGCUGGUGGCCACAACGCUUUUUUUCCAUUCAUCAACUGUUUCGUCCACAUGAUAAUGUACUCUUAUUACUGCCUAGCCGCUUUGGGACCGCGUGUGAAACCUUAUUUGUGGUGGAAGAAAUAUAUCACCAUUAUACAGAUGGUUCAGUUUGUGUUGAUUGGACUUCAUGCCGUUCUCCCCCUGUUUCUGGACUGUGAUUUCCAUCCUGGAUUUGUUUACGCCAUCCUCGGCCACGCCGUCUUGUUCUUGAUAUUGUUCCUCAACUUUUAUGUCCAUUCCUAUGUUAAAAAGAAUGAAAAGGAUCAUGUUUGUGGUGUUGGGCAGGACAGUAAAUCAUUCAAUAAACACAUAAACAAUGGAAGUAAUCACUUCAACAAUGGAACCCUGCUUAACGGAAUUAUUUCAAAGAGUGGAAACGUCCAUAAUAGGAAGUCAGAAAAAAACGACUGAGGGAUAGCGUUUAUAUCUUUCCCUACUGUGCCGGGCCUCAAGUUCUUGACUUAACCUGUUUCAAGAAAGCGACUCUUAAAAAACACACAAAAAAAACACUAGUAUUCAAACCAAGUUUAUUACAAGUCUUUUAUGCGCUGAUACAGCCUUUUGAUUGUUUAUUCUGACUUUCCUUCAGAUUGGAUAUUGGCAACUGAGAAAGUUUUAAACGUAGAAAUUGCUUACUUAUAUACUGUUGUCGGUUAAUUCCAGCAUUUUUCGAUUUACUAAAGUAAAAAAUGAUUCAAACUCCUGUAACUAAGACCUCAAGAAGUUGUCACAUUCAAGGUUUCUAGUUAAUAACACGGUUCUCCAUCUUUCUUAACAUCAAUGAUAAAGAUAACUGUCUUCUCUCUAACAUCACUACUUUACUUAUCAUUAACAUGUUAAGGUGACUGUUACUGUAAGGUUAGCAGACGGUCUUCUGUCUUACAUCACUACUGUGCUUAUCAUUAACAUGUUAAGGUGACUGUUACUGUAAGGUUAUCAGACGGUCUUCUGUCUUACAUCACUACUGUGCUUAUCAUUAACAUGUUAAGGUGACUGUUACUGUAAGGUUAUCAGACGGUCUUCUGUCUUACAUCACUACUGUGCUUAUCAUUAACAUGUUAAGGUGACUGUGACUGUAAAGUUAGCAGACUGUCUUCUGUGUUACAUCACUACUUUACUUAUAAUUAACAUGCUAAGGUGACUGUGACUGUAAGGUUAGCAGACGCUCUUCUGUCUUACAUCAAUAUUGUACUUAUCAUUAACAUGUUAAGAUGACUGUGACUGUAAGGUUAGCAGACGGUCUUCUGUCCUACAUCACUACUGUACUUAUCAUUAACAUGUUAAGGUGACUGUGACUGUAAAGUUAGCAGACGGUCUUCUGUGUCAUAUCACUAAAUACUUAACAUGUUAAAGUAACAGGUCUCUAUAUAAGUUUUCCUAAAUUGGUCAGAUAAACCACUUUUAUAAUAACACGAGUUUUUUAUUGUAACUAUAAACCACUUUUAUAAUAACACGAGGUUUUUAUUGUAACUAUAAACCACUUUUAUAAUAACACGAGUUUUUUAUUGUAACUAUAAACCACUUUUCCUCCCAUUUUCUGCUGGAUUAAACAUUUAUUACAAUUUCUCGAUUAAUUAUCGAAAUGUAAGAUUAUAUGUGAUUAAUUCUUCAAAGAAUUGUGCAUUUAUUUUGCUUUUUGAUCUAAAUGUGACUUUUCCGAAUGGUCUAUGAAAGUUUGAAAAGGUUCGAGUAGAUGGGACGUCGUUGUUCUGUUAUUCACCGAAUCACUUUAAAGUUUGUUGUUGUGUUUAAGCCUUUUAUAGUUUCACGAAACCAAUUAUAAACAAUUAGAAAAGUCUCUUAUAUUUCCUCAAGAUUUGACUUGCUAGAAAAUUCUAAUACCUUACUUCAGGAUUUUAAAUUACUACGAAUUUCUGCUAUGUUUCACCAGGUUCUUGUUUUGCGCCUUUAAAAGAAUCACUGUGAGAAAGUCUUUAGUGAAAGAGAAUUUUAUACCAGAAACGUAAACUUGUAGUUUUUUUCGUAAGACUGUCAGAUUUAUUA